Messenger RNA from Gambusia affinis (western mosquitofish), 5472 nucleotides. RefSeq names its product Niemann-Pick disease, type C1 (gene npc1). The transcript is spliced from 25 exons. Gene Ontology annotation, cellular component: membrane. The coding region runs from base 86 to 3919 and encodes 1277 amino acids. Gene Ontology annotation, molecular function: lipid carrier activity. Lineage: Eukaryota; Metazoa; Chordata; Actinopteri; Cyprinodontiformes; Poeciliidae. The record is from RefSeq and is a predicted model, not a curated record.
CCUCCGCCCCUAAAGAAAACGUCAGAGGAAGAAGAAACCAUCAACAAGAUAUGCAAAAGUUUAGCCGUACGGUCAGUUCCAUUCGAUGAUUUCAGAGAGAGAGAUGGGGCCCACAGCAGGGAGGCUGAGUUUCACUGUUCUCUUCUUCAUUAUACUGCUGUCAGGAUGCUAUCGAUGGGUUGAGGCCCAGCACUGUGUUUGGUAUGGUGAGUGUGACAAGUCUGAAAAGGUUCCUGGCAAAAAAUACAACUGUAACUACACUGGUGCCCCACGUCCAUUAAAGCCUGAGGGCUACGAGCUUCUAACGGAGCUCUGUCCUGGGUAUGACUAUGGAGAGCGAAAUCUCUGCUGCAAUGAGGACCAGCUGCACACGCUCAAAGAGAGUCUCCAGCUGCCCCUUCAGUUCUUGUCUCGGUGUCCUUCAUGUUUCUACAAUCUGAUGAAUCUGUUCUGUGAGCUGACAUGCAGUCCACAUCAGAGUCAGUUUAUGAAUGCCACCAAGUUUAAGGGGAAGAAUGUAGUAGAAGUGGAGUACUAUAUCGGAAAGACAUUUGCUAAUGCUAUGUACAAUGCUUGUCAGGAUGUGCAGGCACCUUCUAGCAAUGUGAAAGCCUUAUCACUGCUAUGUGGCAAGGAUGCUCAAGAAUGCAAUGCAACCAACUGGAUCCAAUACAUGUUCAGUACGGACAAUGGCCAGGCUCCAUUUCCUAUCAUCCCUGUGUUCUCUGAUGUGGAAGUUUCCGGUUACAAGCCCAUGAACAACAAAACGUAUGCCUGUACAGAAGGCUUAGAGGAUGGUUCAGGUCCAUGCUCCUGUCAGGACUGCGCAGCAGCCUGCGGCCCCAAACCCGUCCCCCCUCCACUGCCCCCUCCCUGGACCAUCCUCGGCAUGGAUGCCAUGUCGGUCAUCAUGUGGCUCGCCUACAUGGCCUUCCUGCUCAUCUUUGCCGGAGUUUUAGUCGGGGCUUGGUAUUUCAGGAAAAGGGCCAUCACAUCAGAGUACGGCCCCAUUUUGGACAGCAACAACCCGCUUUCCCUCAAUAGUGAUGAUCAUCACCAAGAAAAUGCAUCGUGCUGUGAAACGCUGGGCGAACGCUUUGAGAAUCUCUUGCGAACUUUCUUCAGCUGCUGGGGUUCUUUCUGUGUCCGUCAUCCAUCCGUGGUCCUGCUGGGAAGCUUCAUAUUAGUGACCGCUUGCAGUGGAGGCUUGGUCUACAUGCGCAUCACCACCGACCCCGUUGAGCUUUGGUCAUCACCCGCCAGCCAGGCUCGCCAAGACAAGAACUAUUUCGAUGAGCACUUUGGACCAUUCUUCAGAACAGCGCAGCUCAUUAUAACUACUCCCAUCAAUGAUACUUAUAUCUACUCCCCGUAUUUUGGAGGGUCAGAUGUCCCAUUUAAAGCCAUCCUGUUCAAAGACAUCCUGCACCAGGUGCUAGACCUGCAACUUGAAAUCGAAAACCUGGUAGCUGAAUACGACGGCAAAAACGUCACGUUGAAGGACAUCUGCUUGGCUCCUCUGGCGCCGUACAACAACAACUGCACCAUCCUGAGUGUUCUCAACUACUUUCAGAACAGCCACGCGGUUCUGGACCACAGCAUAGGAGAUGAGUUUUUUGUGUACGCUGACUAUCACAGCCACUUCCUCUACUGUGUCAGUGCUCCAGCAUCACUCAACGACACCACUGUCCUUCAUGAUCCCUGCUUAGGAACCUUUGGUGGCCCAGUCUUCCCUUGGCUGGCACUCGGAGGUUAUGAUGAGACAAACUACAACAAUGCCACAGCUCUUGUGAUCACCUUCCCGCUCAACAACUACCUGAACGACUCGGUCAAGAUGGGCCAAGCUCUUGCCUGGGAAAAAGAGUUCAUCAAGUUUAUGAAGAACUUCAACAAUCCCAAUCUGACCAUAGCCUUCAGUGCAGAGAGGAGCAUUGAAGACGAGAUCGACAGAGAGAGCAACAGUGACAUCAGCACCAUAGUGAUCAGCUACGCCAUCAUGUUCAUCUACAUCUCUCUGGCUUUGGGCCACAUCCACAGUUUCAGAAGGCUGCUGGUGGACUCGAAGAUAUCUCUAGGUAUAGCUGGCAUCCUGAUUGUGCUCAGCUCUGUGUCUUCCUCUCUGGGGAUCUUCAGCUAUGCGGGUGUCCCACUUACACUCAUCGUGAUCGAGGUCAUUCCCUUCCUUGUUCUGGCUGUUGGGGUCGACAACAUCUUCAUCAUCGUGCAGACUUACCAGAGAGAUGAGCGGAUGCCACAGGAAGAGCUUCACCAUCAGAUCGGCCGUAUUCUUGGAGAAAUAGCUCCCAGCAUGUUUCUCUCUUCCUUCUCAGAGACUGUGGCCUUCUUCCUGGGUGGCCUGUCCAACAUGCCGGCUGUUAGGACUUUCUCUUUGUUUGCUGGCUUGGCUGUUUUCAUCGAUUUCCUGUUGCAGAUCAGUUGCUUUGUCAGCUUGCUUGGCUUGGAUGCCAAAAGACAGGAGGGGAAUCGACUUGACAUCUGCUGCUGCGUGAAACUGCCCGAACGUCCGGAAACCAAGACAGAAGGCUUCCUCUUCCGCUUUUUCAAGAAAGUCUAUGCUCCCUUCAUCCUUAAAGAGUGGGUUCGACCGAUCAUUGUGGCAGUGUUUGUGGGGAUGCUGUCCUUCAGUAUUGCAGUUGUCAAUAAAGUGGAAAUUGGACUAGACCAGAAGUUAUCUAUGCCUGAUGACUCGUAUGUUCUGGAUUACUUCAAAAACCUGAGCGAGUACCUCCACACCGGAGCGCCGGUUUACUUUGUAGUGGAGGAUGGACUCAACUACAGUAGCCCAGAGGGCCAAAAUUCUGUGUGUGGAGGAGUGGGAUGUAACAAUAACUCUUUGGUGCAGCAGAUCUAUUCAGCCUCACUUAUCAGCAAUUACACAACCAUUGCCUACACACCAUCGUCUUGGCUGGAUGAUUACUUUGAUUGGGUGAAGCCUCAAUCGACCUGCUGCCGCUUCUACAACAACACUGGAGCUUUCUGCAAUGCCUCAGUUGUGAACUCGUCCUGUGUAUCCUGUCGGCCCAUGACUCAGAGUGGAAAGCAGAGACCUGAAGGCGAAGACUUCAUGCACUUUCUGCCCAUGUUCCUGUCUGACAAUCCUAACCCCAAGUGUGGAAAAGGCGGACAUGCUGCUUAUGCCACAGCAGUCGAUCGGUAUCCCAAUAACACGGGCGUCGGAGCAACUUACUUCAUGACAUACCACACCAUCCUAAAGGAGUCUCCAGACUUCAUAAAUGCUUUGAAAAUGGCCCGAAUACUCGCCAACAAUAUUAGUCAGUCCAUGCAUCACAAAGUCUUUGCCUACAGCGUCUUCUACGUGUUUUAUGAGCAGUACCUCACCAUUGCCUACGACACGGCUCUGAAUUUGUGCGUGUCGCUGGGGGCCAUAUUUGUGGUCACUACAGUGCUGCUGGGCUUCGAGAUGUGUUCGGCGCUGAUGGUCAGCAUCACCAUCGCCAUGAUUCUGGUCAACAUGUUUGGCGUCAUGUGGCUGUGGGACAUCAGCCUCAACGCGGUGUCUCUAGUGAACCUGGUUAUGAGCUGUGGAAUCUCUGUGGAGUUCUGCAGUCACAUUGUGCGAGCGUUUUCCGUCAGCAUGAAGACGAACAGAGUGGAGCGGGCGGAGGAAGCCUUGGCUCAUAUGGGCAGCUCUGUGUUCAGUGGGAUCACAUUAACAAAGUUUGGAGGUAUUUUAAUCCUGGCGUUGUCAAAGUCGCAGAUCUUCCAGGUCUUCUACUUCAGGAUGUACUUGGCCAUCGUGUUGCUCGGGGCAACGCACGGCCUCAUCUUCCUCCCAGUUCUUCUAAGCUAUAUAGGUCCAUCGGCGAACAAAGCGAAGGUGUUUGCCGCGAACCAGCGCUUCGCCAGCACAGAAAGGGAGCCCCUCAUCAAACAUUAGCCGGCUUGUUGAGACGGCGAACAACAAACUAAUUAACUAACUACCUGUGAGGGACUUCUUCGAGGGUGUGAGCUUGAGCUGCUUCUGCAACCACUGACGCACUCUUCAUCAUCCCAGCUACUAUGCGUGGAUCUAACUCAGGAAUGAUAUCAGAAAUGAGGAAUGCUGUAGGAUAAGUAGAUUUCUACCUAGAGGACAUAAGACAUAAAAACAGCUGCCCUCCUCUUCUGCUUUGUCGUCGUCGUCGUCAUCAUCAUCGUCGACCUUCUCACACUACAGGCUAAGGCUUUAGCAUCUGCAGAUGGAACAAAACACCAAGGAACAGACACUUUGAUGGAGAGGAGCAGGAGGACCUGACAUUGAGAUGAGCGAUUUGUUUUGAGAAGAUACAAAAGGGGAAAAACUGGUCAGUUUUUGUAAAGAUGUUCAAACCAGAUUAAUAUGUGAAAUGUUUCUUUUUUGCCAUAAAAAAGUUGAGUAUUUGUACAACUGAUUGAUAUUCUAAGACAUUUAUCAAAUGGAACUAGUUACAGUGGUGACUCUCCCUGCAAUACCUGGAAAACUUGUCUCCUUGCUUUGUCGUGACGCAGGUCAGCUUUUUCCUCAGCAGCUAGUAGCAAUCAAAGAGUGACGCUUUUAGACACAUCGACAUCUAUGUCAGAUUGGUGAUGCACAAAAUACCUCCACUGAUGAAGAUAAAUUCUUUUAAAUGCAUACUUGAUUUUUUUUUUUUUUAUUUAUUUAAAAAUCAGAAAAUCGGGAUGACAAAAAACCCAAAACAGUUUCCAGGUACAAGCAGCUAGUUCCGUACAUGCUGCGUCACGUCUUCCUUCCCACGUGUUCCUCGGUUUUUAUUUAUUUCAAACAUGGUCUGGCGUUUACAAUAUCCAACAACAAAUUUCACUUUGAAUUGUACCGACAUAGAAGUGUCCUUUUUUUCUUUUUUUUUUCUGAAGACUAUGUAGGACUGAACGGUUCUGAUUGGCGUGUAUCUGAUUUGCUUUGUGGUUACUGAACAAAACAUUUGUAGCAUUAUAAAUGAAAGAGGAUAAAAAUAUACAUAUGUAACUGCAGAAAGCUAACAGGACUAACUAAAAUUUGUUCUAUGGUCAUUGCAGUUACUGCAGUUUCGAGAUUUGCUUUUAAACGAUUGUCUUAACUAUUAGCGUUGCUUUUCUGUAUAUUAUUUUGAACUUCUUCUAGCAUACGGUUAGAGGUCCCUUUAAACUGAGUGUUUUCAGAUAAUUUAAGCACAAUGUGACCAAUCAGAGCUUUACAUUGUUUAUAUUUCCCACCUUUACCUCAACAUGUCUUGACAUUGUAGCUAGAACAGUAAACCAUUCCUUGUUUUUCUACAUAGUAUUGAUGGAGUAAUAAUUUGCAUAAGAGAAAAGGCUGCAUCUGAAUGUGCAAAAGACAAAAAAAUAACAAACAGUUUUGGUAUGGUUGUGCGUUGUUGAAUCCUGACAUUGGAAAAAAACAAACAAAUGAAGUGAAACAUGGGAUACUUUAGUUUUUAACCAUUUUAACAUUUAUUAAACUACUCAACAAAG